CCUGUUUGUUUUUAGCCGAAACAAACGCCAGUUCAAGUACCAGGACUUGCCGUUGGCACUAAUGCCUCCAUCGAUCCGCGCGUACGUUGUCGACCACCACGGGGUGCGCGGCCUCGCACGCCUCGGGUACGGCUACGUCAAGCGCGCGAUGAGCCUCUUCGUCGUCUUUCUUCUUGCAAUGGACGCCGUCGUCAACAACUGGGCGCUAAGCAACUACCUCGCAGGCGGCUACAUGCGCGGGUACUCGAUCGCCAACAUGUCCAACAUGGGCCAGUGGAUGGCCAACUACACGGUCGUCAACUUGGUCAGCAAGAACGACCGCGUCUUCGCAAUUUCCGCCGGCGAGUUUGAGCUCACGCCGUCGACCGUCCUCUGCCCCAUCUUUCAAGGCAACUAUUCCGUGGAUCUGAGCGUCUCAAACAAGGUCAAGCUCGCCGUCGCAGCCGACGCGACGACCUUCUACCGCGGCAACGCCUUCACCCAUGCGACCAAUGCCAACGACAAGGUGCCGGCCGGUGCCACCAGCGUCGACCUCCUCCGGCAUGGGUACCUCCCGGGGCGGACAACCGUCGACAAGCGCUUCACGCGUGAUAUCGUCCUCGCCAACACGCCGACACCCCAAACGCAGGUGGUGCCGUACUUCCGCAUCUACUCGCGCAACUACUGCACCGGCUGCGACGCGGUCGCGGAGCUUGGGUACUCGACAUGCGAGCUCUCGAUGGUUUACAAUGACGCGACCAAGACGCUCACGGUGACGUCCAGUGCGUUCGUGCCGGGCUCGACGUACCAGCUCGGGUUCACGGUCGUCAACUCGGCGAUGGCGCUCACCGCCCUCAUCGUCAAGCUCCUUGCGAUUUUUGUGGGCGUUGGCGGGUACAUUGCGAGCCGCCGGACAGUGCAGUGGCUUGAAGUGGACCCGGCAAAACCCGACUCGUUUAUCGCCAAGGUGAUUCGCACCGUCGUGCCAAAGUACUUUCCGUUUCCGUCCGAAGCGCUGAGCUACGACAUGCUGCUCUUCAACUCGGACAUCUUUGUCUAUCUGUACACACUCUCGGUCGUCCUCGAUUUGCAAAAUUGUCUGCGCUACGCCCGCGAUGUCAGCGUCUACAACGCGCCGGCGCCGCAAGCGCUCGUGUCGAUCGAGAUCUUUGCGCUCUCGUUCCGCCUUCUCUGGCUCAACCUCGUCAUCCUCAAGCUCUGCAAGCUGCUCUGGAACCUCCUCGGCAUUGCGUCGUUCAAUGGCCAGAGCGUCAUGAUGGGCUUCUUCAACUUCUCGAGCGUCACGGCCUUGUACCUCAGCGGCCUCUCCCUCUUCUUCAUCCCGUCCUUUAUCGACUAUUGCAACUCGGACAACCACGAGCUGUACCACCACACCGAGCCACUCGACGGGAUCCGCGUCGAGGUCGUCCACGGCAUUUACAUCCGCGUCGCGCCGUACGUCGUGUUCGUGCUCCUCGUCAAUAUCGUCGUCAUCCUCGUGCUCGACCACGUGUGGAACCUAUCGCAUUGGAAAAUGCUGCGCAAAAACAGCUUGGCGCGCCAAGCUGUCUACAACAGCACGUCGAUCAUGUGCGACUUUCUCUGGGGCAUCGAGCCGCACGAGCUCCCGACCGGUCCUGGCUCGGUCGUCUCCAUCAGUGCGCGCCGGCUGAGUACGCUCCAAUGGUUUUACAUGAGCCAUUUAACGUGUUUUGGCUUGCCGGCCAAAGACCUCCUUGCAAAGAAACGAACCGUGCUGACAGUGCACGUCAGGUCGCUGCCCACCAAGUCGGUGUCGUCGCCCGACGAACCGCCGUCGGCCACAGCCGAUGCGAUGGACGAGUACUUCAUGCUGGCGCAGGACGGCGACGCCAACAUCCACAUCCUCGACGGCAACCUCACCGAAGUCCCCAGCGUCGUAUACAACGUCAAGAUCCUCAAGAACGCUUUCAUCAAACUCAAGUAG
Messenger RNA from Saprolegnia parasitica CBS 223.65, 1945 nucleotides. RefSeq lists its product as hypothetical. The coding region runs from base 62 to 1945 and encodes 627 amino acids. NCBI's taxonomy places the organism in Eukaryota, Oomycota, Saprolegniomycetes, Saprolegniales, Saprolegniaceae. The transcript has 2 exons. The record is from RefSeq and is a predicted model, not a curated record.